CGGGACCAAACAGUAAGUUCGUUAUAUCCGUCAGUUCGUUAUAAGCGUGUGCGUUAUAACCGUAGUUUACUGUACUUGUGAAACCGCUGAUAAUCCCCCCGAGCAAUAUAAGGCGGAAGCUCAUUCUGUCCACGCACACACAUCAGUGACGAAGCAGCUGUACUAGCGAGCGGACUGAGAGAGCGUUUGAUCUUACUUACAGCAAAAUACAGCGAGAAAUGGAGGUUAUGAAUAACAUAGUACCACGACUUAUGGUGGAUACACUACCAUCGCGGGAUCUACCUGACUGUGUAGACGAUGAUGUCGAGACAACGGCCUCGCAUAUGGAGAUAAUGAAGUCGGAGGAGAACAGACUGGCGUCGUUCAAUGACUGGCCCGCGAACAUGUCACAACAACCUCGGGAUCUGGCUCAAGCAGGUUUGUUUUACACACACACUGACGAUCGUGUUCAGUGUCCCUUUUGUUACGGCGUAUUGAAAAAAUGGCUGCCAAGUGACUCACCAUUAUCCGAACAUUCUAGACAUUUUCCACAGUGUCGUUUUAUUCGUGGUUUGAAUGUCGGUAAUAUUCCUAGAAUGUCGUUAAAUAUGCCGCCAUUGAAUCAGUUGUCUCAUGUCAAUACUACAGUUUAUAGACCUUCGCCGUCUUCGCCUGUUAAUAUCAUACCGCCCCAUAAUACUUGUAUUGUUACUGGGAGUGAAUAUAAUACUGGGAGUGGCUAUAAUACUAGGAGUGUAUAUAAUACUGGGACCGGCUGUAAUACUGGGAAUGGCUGUAAUACAGGAGCUGUGCACAUACAUCAUAUUGUAAGCCCUAAUAGAAUCCCAGAUGAUGCAGACUUAACAAAGGAGGAUAACAGACUAGCAACUUAUACAGACUGGCCGAAAAGCUUGCACCAAACGCCCGAACAGUUGGCCAGAGCCGGGCUGUAUUUCUUCCCGAGCGAGGAGAAGCCGGACAGAGUGAAGUGUGCCUACUGCCAUGGCAAGUUAUAUAACUGGCAAGCAGGGGAUGACCCGUGGAUGGAGCAUGCCAAAUGUUUUCCGACCUGCCGAUACAUCACACUGUGUCUAGGAGCAGACAUUAUUAGAGAUCUACAGACUCCAAGCCACGCUGCCAGCUCAAGUAGAAAUGUUGGCGGAGAGACACGGGUAUCCUCACCAUCUACAACCGUAACACAAACCAACCGUCCUGUAGAGACGACUGCAUCAACCGUGCCAUCUUCAACACGUCCUGUGAACAUGAACACCAGAACCCCAGAGACACGCACUGACGACCUUCACGUAUACCUGCGAAGCGAACCAGUACAAGCGGUAUUAGAGAUGGGUUUUGGGGAAGAUCUCGUUACACAGACUGUGGAACAGUGCUUGCGAGAACGAUCCGGAGAUUUACCCCAUGCAGCUGAGCUUGCCUCAAUGGUGAUGGCUUUAGAGGAAACACCAGCUGCAGCUGCAGCUGCAGCUGUUCCCGUGCGAGCUCCGACGCCUCUACAGAGAUUGAUCGCAGCUGGGGGUAGACAGACUCAUACCAUCCCUGCCACACCUGAAACAAGUAGGGUAUCAACUGGAGGUGACCAGGCAUAUAAUACAAAUAAACUUAAUACAUCACAUCAUGCAACUGGACCGACAUGGACACAUUACAGAGAUCCUGCCCUUAAUCCAGCGAUAAUUCGAGAGGAGAACACUCGACUCAAAGACAAAUAUCUGUGCAAGGUUUGUUUUGAGAAUCAGGUAAGGGUGACCUUCACGCCUUGUGGCCACUUGGCUUGUUGUGGACCCUGCUCCAUGGCAAUGUCAGAGUGCCCUAUCUGCAGAACAGCGAUUUCUGGAUGUGUGCGUACAUUCUUCUAAUCCAUGUUCUUCGCACAAAGUCAGGCUGGUCUGUGAAACUCCUGUAUCUCCAUCCACAAGAUCAGACGCUGACAAGCUGCAUAGAGGGUAGAAGGCAAGCAGCGGAGGAUGACGUAUGGAAAUCUAAAGUUAAAAACAACGAAAAGAUAAAGAGAGGGAAAGUCGUUCACAUGAUUAGAAAGGGAAUGAAAGAAUGAGAUAUCCAGAACAUGAAACUAAGGAAGGACUUGUAAACCAGAACAAAGAACUACGUGUUAAACGUUGUAAACAAUGAGGAAAAGCAAGUAAUACAGGAGAAAAAAAAAUGAAACACGCUGGCACAAUGAUGCAAAAGUACCUUGAGAUGAAUAUAUUAUGGAGACAGGGGACAACCCAGUUGAAGCACCAUCAACCUUGAAUCACACACAGCACAGAAGACCGAGGUCUGGCAGCCUUCCCAGAAAGAUGAUCCGUAUGGUGAAGCAUUGGCUGUCAGAGAUGCGGGGUUUCACAUACAAUACACGCAGACAUUAACAUAAUCACGGAAGUCGGUAAAGAUAUAAGACACGGUACGGUGGAGAUAUGAUCCUGACACACGUGACAAGGAAACGUUACAUUUUGAGUAAUCACAAGACCUGUCGUGUUGAAUUCCUAGUGACAAACAGCCAUCACGUUACUCACGAGGAGGUGACUACCGUUUUUUUAUAUACCACAUGAUAUUAUUUAUUUGUAAAUCCCGACAUGUGUGCAAUAUUGGACUUUCGACUCUGAACUUGUCACAUGCUUUCACACUUCACAAUAACCCGCUUGCACUUUGCGUCUUAAGUGCCUAGUCUUUGUUCUCCAUAUAUAUAGUCAACUGUGUCCCCAGUGACACGUUUUCCCCACGUCUGUUAGUCAACUGUGACUUUAAAUCUGUGUGAUAAAUUUUAGCAAUUUCUAUAAGUCAACUGUGUCUUGAUUGAAACAAAACUGUCCAUGUAAGUCAACUGCAUGUGCCUUUAUUGAUACAUUUUCUCAAAUUGUAUUAGUCAACUGUGUCUUCAUUGAUCCAUUUUCUCAAAAUCUAUUAGUCAACUGUGUCUUCAUUGAUCCAUUUUCUCAAAUUCUAUGAGUCAACUGUGUCUUCAUUUAUUCCUUUUCCCAAAUUGUUCAUUUCUACGUUAGUUUCUAAAAUGACACUUACAUAUAUUAUUAUGUUAAUGGGCCUUUUACACCCACGAGUUUCAUAUCGCCUAAUAAAGAUAGAUAAAAUUGAUAUUAGUCAGGAGUCACAGUUAAUAUUUCACGACAGGAAACUGGUGCUGGCGUAAUGAGAUAAUUCGCAGUAUCAGUACUGUACUGUUUAUCCAUGUUUAUCAAUAUGUUGCAUAAUUGAUAUUGAUAUUGUGAUUGAUAUUCAAACAAUGGGAGUCGGGGAAUCUCAAAUAGUGGGCAUUAAAGAUUUGCUUUAACAACAGAUCGUGUAUAUAUUUCACUGCAUUAUUUUUACCAGGUUUACAUUGAGGAGUAGAAUACGAUCCGUUCAAUAUUUAUACUAUCUAAUCAAUAGCUUGGUAUAGUAUUGUAUCUGAUAUGAAGGCACCUGUACCCGGCGAUGUAUAGCUGUACAUGUUUACAGUCACGUCUCAACUACAACGAAAAUGUACAGUUCUUUCACUCUGUAAAUAGAUAUACCGACCACGCUAACAGAUUGAAAUAAAUGUAAAAACUAAAAAUUCUCAUUUGUGACGCUAUACAUCAGUAAUCAUGUAAAUAUGCUCGGGAAGGGCUACCGUCGUGAAAACGUGUGCCCAAUCCUUUUCCUUGGGAAUAAAAUAUGUUUGAAUCAAAUACAGUCCCGUAAAAACGUGUAUACUGUCUGAUAAUUCCACAAAUAAGGACUAUUAAAUGUUUUUAACAAAUUCUAAAAUCUUUAUUUUACUAGAAUAUGAGGUUUAUAUAUCGACCUCCUACACGGUUGUGUAAUCUACAGGAAAACCACAACGUUAACAUUAAGUAUGAGCACAAGGAAACUCUAUUUUAUCCAGUUUAACAAGUUUGUUUGAAAUACAACCGAGCUUACGCCCCAUUACAUGGCUGCUUUACAAGUAUUCCCAAGUGUGACGAUGUAUUUGAUGGGUGUUUCCAGGUUAUACAGCUUGAAUUACCCAUCUGUACACGUUUCAUCUGAAGGCGUACACACCGCCAAAUGCGUGACGUAUUGUGUGGACUUAGACCAGCCUAGUAAUACAAUUGUACAUGUAUUUAAGAUGUAUUUUCCAUGUAUGUCGCAAUUCCCGAUGCAGUGACUCCCUUCAAGGUUUGUCUAUCCGGAACCUCCAUCAAUCAGAUUACGAGAAUACAGGAUAACUGGAGUUGACCCAGUUUCAUUGAUAUCAUCCCAACGCGGGAAGGAAAUUCAUAUGAUGUAUAUAGUGCAUGAUAGCAUUUCCCUGAGGAAAUUGGUGCUUGAGGGAACUUGGUCGUGGGCAAAUAACUAGGAACUUUAACACACAUGGAUACCCACAUACAUUGUUUUUAAGACUAUCUUCCAAGUGAAAUACAACAUUAUCAAAUCAAUCAUAUAGUAACCCGGAAACCGGUUUAUUCGCAGGAAGGACCCUACGAAGUCGUGCGAUUUCUUCUCGAAAUCAGUCAUGCAAGUGUCUUGCUUAAUCCGGAUUAAGAGGGGGGUCGUCUCCAAAGCAAAGAUCAAAUAUUCACGGUUCACUAAGUUCGAUGUGUUCUUACAAAGUCGACCUGAGCGUAUACAUUGAUGUACAUCGCGGUUAAAAAAAAAGCAUUUGCUUGACUGGACCUCAGAGGUUGUGAUAUGCAGACACCAAAGGCUGGACCUUCUGGAAUAUUGCUCAACAUAAAGAUUGACGUCAAGUGGAAGUCAAUCUCUUGUUAUACAGCCAUGUGGAGUUUUGCAUGCAUACAAUAAACUUGAAGGGUUAUUCACAUUGGACGAACCAUUUGAAAUGUAGUUAAAAAGAACAGUCAGAUAAACUCAUUCCAAUCAUUAAAAUGCUUUCUGAAGCUCAAAAGGAAUUCCGAGCUGAUUUGCUUGUCACUCAAUUCGUGUCCCACGCCCAGCGAUGACACCA
Molecule: messenger RNA, 4921 nt
Organism: Haliotis rufescens (red abalone)
Lineage: Eukaryota; Metazoa; Mollusca; Gastropoda; Lepetellida; Haliotidae
Product: baculoviral IAP repeat-containing protein 7-B-like
Exons: 3
Coding region: 219-1850 (543 amino acids)
Biological process (GO): regulation of cell cycle; negative regulation of apoptotic process
Cellular component (GO): nucleus; cytoplasm; spindle microtubule
Molecular function (GO): cysteine-type endopeptidase inhibitor activity involved in apoptotic process
Source: RefSeq, a predicted model, not a curated record